AUGGCAGACAUUCCUACAAUCUCUAUCACCAAUCCCGACUUGGAGUCUGAGGAAUUGAACAUGACAAGUCCGGCACCUUCACGACCUGGAUCGCCUACUGUUUUUGACGUUGUGAACAGCAUGGAAGCCCUUGACAGAGAUGCUAUGGUGGAAAUGAGCCCCGACAAUGUCAGUACGACUAGUGGCAGCAGCAGCAGCAGCAGCAGCACCACGAUAGACGACGAGGACAAUGACAACAACGAAGCAAGGUCCAUGUCAUCACCACCACCACCACCACCAGCAGCUGUAGAAGAAAACGUACAUGACUUUUAUCGAGACAAGACUGUAUUCCUCACGGGUGCUACUGGGUUCCUGGGAAAGGCCUUACUUUGGAAGCUGUUGAUGCUGGAUGUUAAAAAAGUCUUUGUAUUGGUGCGCCCUUCUUCACUAUCCACCAAUGCCAGUGAUAGGUUUUAUGAUGAGAUCAUGAGCAAUAAGGCAUUUGUGGCGAUGCGUCGUUCCAUGGGGCCCACAUUAUUUGAUAUGACGAUCAAUGACAAGAUUUGCGUGAUUCAAGGGGAUUUAUUACAACCUGCACUUGGCAUUGCUGGUACUGAACGACAAAUGUUGGUUGCACAAACUCAAGUCAUCUUGCAUUGUGCAGCCUUGGUGGAUGGAAAUGCACGUCUUGAUAUGGCUGUCAGGGUCAACGUGCUUGGUACAUUGGAUCUUUUGCAGAUUGCUGAUGAAUGCAAGGAGCUUGCAGCGUUUAUUCAUCUAUCGCCGAUCCAAAUGCAAUUCUCCAGUGCUUUUGAAAACCAUUUGUUUCCGGUGCCAGCUGGUGAUGCUGAUAACAUUGUCGAUGGGAUACUUACUUCAAGAUUGGAAGAUUUGCCAGCAGUGCUUGAGCUAUUUAAGGCGGAAUAUCCAGACAGCUAUCUGCUAUCCAAAUCGUUGAUUGAACAUGUUAUUUCAAAGGAGGUUCAGAAAAAGAAGAAUCGUGGUGGGCUUCAUUUUCCUAUUGCAAUCUUACGAUCCAGCCCUUUUGGACCUAGUAUAAGUGAGCCUCUUGUUGGAUGGUCGGAUGGUAUCAAUGGCUUCAAUGGGGCGUUGUUACUUAUGGGCCAAGGCAAACGCAUUAUCAAUCCAGCACAUGGCAACGUACCAGUCGACGUGAUACCCAUAGACCUCGUUGUACGAAUGAUCCUCGGUUGUGCGGCAACCAUCAAACCACCCAAGGAUGACGACUAUGAGAUACCAACACCAGCAUUAUUCGCAGAUACCAACAUCUCUCGACGUAGUUCAGUAUCCAGUAUUACAACCACAUCAACCAUACCCAUUCGUGACUCGGCAGGUUCUUCAGCAGAUGAAGUAUCCAUUUCACGAUCCUCUACUACAACAACCACUCAUCAUCGAAUAUCCUCCAAGACGACAUUUCAACAAGAAGAGGAGCCACUUGGCACGCCUACCUUUCCAUACAUUUAUCAUCUGACUAUUACCAACAUGCGAUGUUUACCAUGGAAUUCAGCCUAUGAAUCAAUGCGACUGUAUUGGAUGAGAGCGAUCGGCAUUCACCUUAUGACACCCCAAAACUACUUUGCAGCAUCGGCACUUCACAUUGCUCGUGCACGUACUAUUGUUGCUACGAUUCGAACAGCCGCUUCCUCUUAUGUGGGCGUCAAUGGUGCUAUUCCACCUUCAUCACCCAUCCCCACUGAUAAAAGGACCAUGCACACAUUAUCAACGACUUCGAUUGGACAUUGGUGCCACAAAGCAUCUUUACAACAAAGCAGCAUCGCCUCAUUACUUUAUACAUCCACGACCAUUCUUGAUGCAAAUGCUCUUCGAUUGAAACGGCGCCUGGAAUCGAGUCAACUGGAUCCCUACAGCUUGGUACCUGAAGAUGUGGAUAAUAGCUUUUGGCGUAACUAUUUCGUGGAUGCGAGCUUUGGUGUACAUUACUAUGUGUGUGAAGAACCCAAAUUGCGAUUACCGAUACCCCUCUCAGGAUGGAGCUGUGCAUUGCUUCCCUAUGAUGCACGUGGCAAUCCUGCUCAUCGUAUCAUUGACAAGCCUGCUCAGAGCUCUGUGUACACGGUGGAUCAAGUGAAUAAGCGAAUGGAGCGCAUGGUGAUACAUGUCAAGCAUUUACUAAGCGACAAUGAACGACAACGUGGAAAAGAGGAUGAUGAACAAUGGAUGAAUGAUAUGGAUGACAGCUUGGAUGAUUGGUGUCAAGAUGCCGCUGGAUUUGGGUCUGACAGGGAUUUGCGUAUGGUGCUUGGCAAGUGGAGGAAAAAAGCAGGUGGCAACGAUGAUCCUGUCAAAAUUGUGAUUCUCAAUGACAAGCGUGUGAAUCAUGCCAUUACCCAGAUUACAAGAAAAGCGGGUGUGCAACGGCAAACCGCUGUCAAUGAAGCCAUUAAAAUCCUCAGUCGCAUGAGCGAAAAGACCCAACUUUAUUUUGUGUGGUUUGCAGGGUGCUUUUUGAAAUCACUUUUCGAUGACAUGUUUGAAAGCGUGCGCGUUCAGGACGAGAACAUACGAAGGAUUCAAGCUGCAACUCUUGGCAAACGCUGCAUCUAUGUCCCUGUCACAAAAAGUGUAUUGGAUCCCCUCUUGAUAUGGUAUAUAUGCAUACGCUAUCAUCUCCCAGUGCCGGCAUUUGCUUGUGAUGAAACACUCGCUCAACUCGGGCCCCUUUCAGACAUCUACCGCGUAUGUGGCUCCUAUUACAUUAAGCGUGACAAGGAUCAACGAUCACCCCUCAAGACGGCUGUCAUGGCUGCUUAUACCCAAGUGCUAUUACGAGAACAUGGUGCAUUGACAUUUUGUAUGGAGCGAUCACGCAGCCGUAGCGGCAAAUACCAGCUACCCCAUGAUGACGGUUUUAUUCAUAUGAUCAUUGAAUCGACCCUUCAAUCCAAUCAAACGCGUUCAUCCGCCAUGUCACGUGUUGCCCAAGCCGAAAACACACCACCCACGUCUCCCGAUACGCCAGGCUCACUUUACAGUCCCAUCACCAUGGAUAGUCCAAGUGGGAAUAAUGGCAUGGCACGCAAGAUUAAUCGAGACGUUUUCAUUGUUCCCAUCAACAUCACCUAUGAAAAGAUGCCAGAAUUGCCGUAUUUGUUGGAUGAUCUUUUGGAUAUGCGUUCUACCAAACGACGUGGAAGUGGAAAUCUCCCACCCAUGCCAGAGAAUGUCGCCACUUCACCUAAUGGCUUACGUCCAAACGACAUGCAUAUUCAGGAUGGAGGACAACAACAUCACGAUGAUAAGGAUGGGAAAUUUGGACGUGUCCUUGUGGGCAUGGGUCCUCUUGUAAGCAUACAAGAUGCUGCUGAAGAAUACCAACGAUCAAGCAGUGGAUCUUUUGAUGAUGCUGCGGAUAUGGCGAAGCUGAUUUCCAACAUUCAAAAUCAAGUGCAAGAAAAUCAACGCAAAGCGCUCAUUGUAUCACCAGUCUCACUCAUUGCAAGCAUCAUCUUGUACGGGCGGACAACAGGUGGUGUCAGCUUUGGUAAAAUGAAGGAUAUGGCAGAAUGGUUGAGAACAGAGGUUCUCUUGAGAGGUUAUCGGAUUGAUUGGCAAGAGGGAGAGGACAUCAAUUCGGUGAUUCUUCAUGCUUUUCAUUUAUUGGAUGACAGCAAGAAUAUCAUUGUGGAAGGCAGCCAAGUGACCGAUGAUACCAAUAUUCGCGUGAACGACCACGCUGACAAUGUCAUGACGUUGUCCUAUUAUACCAACCAGAUUGUAGAUAUAUUUUUACCUGAUGCAUUCUUUUCGGUGGUUUAUCUAUCAUUCACGGAGACGACAGUGGCCGAAGAUGAGUUUAUGGAUCGACUUCGAUUCCUUGUGCAGUUGCUUGAGCGAGAAUUUGUUGUAUCUUGGGACAUUGAACAGCAAUUCGAGUCGCUUUUGGGAGCCUAUGAGGAACGCAAGGUGAUACGACGACGACGACGUAACAGUGGUGAUAGUAGCUGUGAUAGCUGCUUGUACCUUGAAGCCAGCAUGGAACGUAAUUUGGUGCGAUACGAGCAGCUCAUAUUUAUGGCAUCGUUGCUAUACCCAACCAUCGACUCAUACUGGAUCGCUUCUUGUUCACUUUCAGCCUUUGAUACUGUGCCUAUGAUUCCACGCAGCAUUGUGCCACUAUUAUCGCAAUGGAUUGCCACACAUUUGAUAGCGGGUCGACGCACCAUUUACCGCGAAGUAUUAUCCACCGAAUCAAGUCGAAUGGCGGUUGAAGUAUUUAUGGCGCUAGGCUUUUUGACCGAAAUACCAGCCAAGGACAAGUUGGCACCGGAUACUCAGAUUUCGCUACAUGAACUUGGGAUUUCUACAUCUGAAACACUCAUUGCCCUUGCCAACAAUGACGAUGAUGAAAACAACCAGCAAUCAUCAUCAUCACCGCCAACACCCGUUUCUGCAGGUGGCUCACAAGAUCCAGAAACCAUGAUGAAAAUAUUGAUGGCUCAAAUCCAAAUGAAUCGAGCCAACUCCAACAUGGCCGAUCUCUGUCAGCAAAUUGAUGCCUAUCGUCUAGGCUCCAUAUCACAACGUGAAUCCUUCCAAAACAAAUUGGUGUUCCAAAAAUGUCUCAAGCAAAUCAAAGGUAUCUUGCCACAAGCAAAAAGUCGACAACGUCGUGGUGCUGGUGGUGCUGGUGGUGGUAUACCCGAGAUGGAAGAACGCAUGGUGCAACUUGUAUAUGCACUUCGAACAAGUAGUUGUUCUUCGAGCAUGGACAAAGGUCGAUCUUUUAGAAGGAUAUCAGAAGCAUACAGCCUACGAAGGUAG
This is a messenger RNA of Lichtheimia ornata, 4782 nucleotides long. RefSeq lists its product as uncharacterized. NCBI's taxonomy places the organism in Eukaryota, Fungi, Mucoromycota, Mucoromycetes, Mucorales, Lichtheimiaceae. The coding region runs from base 1 to 4782 and encodes 1593 amino acids. The transcript has 15 exons. The record is from RefSeq and is a predicted model, not a curated record. Gene Ontology annotation, cellular component: mitochondrial membrane.